Molecule: messenger RNA, 1024 nt
Organism: Nicrophorus vespilloides
Lineage: Eukaryota; Metazoa; Arthropoda; Insecta; Coleoptera; Silphidae
Product: aquaporin-12
Exons: 4
Coding region: 104-964 (286 amino acids)
Cellular component (GO): cytoplasm
Molecular function (GO): channel activity
Source: RefSeq, a predicted model, not a curated record
AACUCGAUUAUUUAUAGUCUCGAGCACACACGUAAAGUAUUUGCCAAACGGAAUGGAUCGCAAGUAGUAAUACUAUCUGCAGACCAACAAUAAUAACAACAAAAUGAACUACCUUAAGGUUGCGUAUAGAUUUUUCAAGAAGGCUGGAAUACUUGGAUAUGGCAAAAAGAAAAACAUCUUAGGCAUGAACCCUUUACUAAUCUCAACUCUAUUCAUAGUCCUAACAGCUCUAUUAGCGAACGCCGCCAGGAAGUUAGUAAAGACCGCUCUGAACGAUGGAUUAAUGAGGCAGUUGCUGUUGGAGUUCAUAGCUACAGCAGAAUUGUGCGCUACCUGCUUUGAACUGAUAAUUGUUGCUGACAAUUUUGGAGUAUGGGUAUAUGCAUUAUAUUUGUUCCUACUGACUAUUUGGUGGGGAAAAACAUGGGAGAACGCGUCUGCUUGUCCUUACAACAUCAUGGAGGAAGUAGCGGAAGGUACGCAGAAGAUAACCACAGCCACUCUUCUGAUCUUAUCCCAAGUAUUGGGAGGACUGGUAAUAUUCAGAUACAUACAGAUACUAUGGUCUUUGGAGUUAACCGAGAAUCACAGAGGUAGAGCCGAUGAGGAAUGCACCGCUGAUUUACAGGUGCCUAUGUUGUUUGGAGCCAUGGUCGAAGGCAUUGCAACUUGCCUUUGCCGUUUAACAUCAAAGUUCUUGGGUGAUACCGAGGCUAGGUUUGCAAGCACCGUGGAUUCUUUCUUUGCUACGAUGAUGGUUGUCGCUGCGUUCAAUUUUUCUGGAGGAUACUUCAAUCCCGCUUUGGCUACCUCUUUGAAGUUCGGAUGCGAAGGGAAUACUGCUGUUGAACACAUGAUUGUCUAUUGGGUUGGAGCUUCUGUUGGAUCUCUGCUCAGCGUCUUCAUUUACUCCUCGAAACCCAUGAAGAAUUUAGUUUGCAGACUCAAACCCAAACAGGAAUAACGACAGCUGAUCGAUAGGAAAAUGAUUGUUAAGUUUAAACAUAAAUUUUAUUCACUUGAA